UUGGUUUCCUAGGCAGCCUGGUCCGUCCACAGACAGGGAUUGUGACGCACUUCCUGUAGCGGAUCCUUCCCAGGGGUCGGCUGACUGCGAUUUUAGUCCUGAGUUUGAUUAUUUCUUGCCAUCUAAUCUCCUUGGAUAUGAUUACUCUUUGUGUUCGAGAGCUUUCAUUUGUGAUUAUUUCAGGAGCGGUGCAGCUAGAUAUUGAAGUAGAUCUAUCCCCAGGUUUACAAGGAUUCCCCACCCUGAUUUCAACAGUGGCUGUUCAAGUUUACAUUUCUACCAGUGGACAAGGAUUCUUCUAACUCCACAUCCUCAACAGGCUGAGUUCAAUAUAAGAUUUGUUGGUUCAGUUCCCGGGUUCCUCUCUCUGGCAAGAUGACAACAUCUGAAGAGGAGCUGCAGCAGCUGAGACUCCCGGACCUGCUGGAAACUGGAAGGCAACUUCUGGAGGAGGUGGAAGCCUCAACCCAACCCACAGGCUCCAAGCCAAUGCAGGAUAAGGUGAGGAGGGCUUUGGAACUCCUGGAGAAGGCCUCAGACAUGUUAUCAGAGCUCGAUCCAUUCAGCCAGAAUGAAGAUUGGGAGGAGAUUGCUUCCCCUGACCUCAAGUACCUGAUGCUCCCAGCCCUGAAAGGCGCGCUCACACUGAACCUGGUGGGCAACAAGGACCGUUUCGACUACCUGCUGGAGGCUCGAGAGCACUUCAAGAACUUCCUAACCCAGAGCCACAACUACCAUGUGGCCGAUUUUGAGCUGCCCUGGGAACAGAGCAGCUCACCAGAAUGCAACCCAACCACUUCUGAGUUCCUGGAACCCACCCUGUUUGCCAUGGCAUCCCAGAGGCAGGCCAAAAUCGACAGGUACAAGCAAAAUAAGGCGGUGGAGCAAAAGCUGUCCACUCUGAAAUCAGCAGUGGAGAGUGGUCAGGCUGACGAAGAGUGUGUGCGAGAGUAUAACCUCCUUCAGCUUCGCAGGUGGAUUAACAUCAGCUUGGACGAGAUGGAUCGCAUUGACCAGGAGAUAGAGAUUUUGAGGGAAAGAGACUACUACUCUGGUGAGACAUCGGCUUCCCGCGUGCCUUUUCAGAAGAGGCCUUCAAGAAGACCUUUCAUCCUCACACGGAGCGCUGCCCAAGCACAAAUCUUUGGAGCUGGGUACCCAAGUAUGGCGACUAUGACGGUGAACGACUGGUAUGAGCAGCAUCAGAAAUGUACGGAUUUACCAUCAGGUCAGGAAGUCGAAAAGGAAGCAUCACCACCUGAAUCCCAUAGAGCAUCUCAGAAAGAAGAGAAGGAGCAGGAGCAAAAGGAAGAAGAGGAAGAUGAAGACGCCCGCCACAGAAUGCAGCAGUGGGAUGACUGGAAGGAUGCCCAUCCUAGGGGCUAUGGCAACCGACAGAACAUGGGCUAACCUCCCCUAAGUGUGAAAGGACAAUGGGUCCCCACACAAAGAUUACCCUGCUCUCUUCCUUUCCUUGGGUCUCUGCUCCAAAGGUGUGCAACAAAGCUAAAGAUACUGACUCUUGCUUCACAUUCAAUGAAGUACCACUAUCAAGUUUGAUUUGCACCCUAGUUAAUGUCCAGAACUCUCAUUUAGGCAUUAUUCUCACCAUGGUGUAUUGAAGUUUCUUAAGUGAAUAGAAAGGAUGUUGAGAGAUGACUGUGCAAUCACUGACUGCGUGAUUUCUCUUCAAAACAUAAAAUUCAUUUCUUCUUGAAAAAAUAUAUAUUCAGAGAGAACAUUAACAUAAGUUUCAUUAAAGUGUUUAAAAUUAUUGUUAGUAUCUGGACAAGACAUAAAUUAAACCACUAUGGCUAUGUGCAUUUUGGGACAUAUACAGUAUACGUAAGAUUGGAUCAUACCUAGGUGCAGCUGUUUUAGAACAACAAAUUGAAAAACCCACAGGAGGAUGUUACAAAUGGACUGAUGAAUCUGGGGAAAGACUGACAAACACUCAAAUGUCUUUGUUUUGGUUCUGAUAGAACGUAAGUUGCAUGAACUUACAGAACAGCCACCUUCUUUGGUUAUGGAAUGUCUAGAAUCUUCUAAAAAAGAGUUUAUGUGAAGGUGGGAGUUUCAUCAUUAUUUGCUGAGAUUUAAAUAUGGCUUUUUAAAUGUCUUACAUUUACAUUAGAAAUAGCUUCUGGAAAGGAGAGUGGAAAUAUAACAAUAUUUAUCGAAUAUAAAAAUAUGGAUAUUUGACUCAGCAUUUUCACACCCAUAUGUGUAGAAAGUUGAUUUACACAAACAUAUAAUAUGGUAAAGUCGUGAUGUAUUCCUUGUAAAAUCUUAAAGCUAGAAACUAUGUUUUCAUCUAAAGAGACCUGGGUAAAUGAUCUUUUUUGUAGUCAUACAAUAGAUUGUUAGUAAACUGUGAGAAUAAAAUGAUUUGGAUUUCGUAUAAGGUAACUUAGGAAUAUUUACCUACCAAUAUAUAUUUGUACAUAAGAAAAUGAGAUGAAAAAAUAAAUAAGAAUGAAACCAUCUUAAUUGUGCAAAGGGAAAUAACCAUGGACAAUAUGGUGUGAUAUAUAGGCAUCUUUUGUUACUAUUCACUCUGAAUCAUCAAUCAAACACAUGUUUAUUGUGAGUAAAGUAUUCAUUUAGUGUAUUGAUGAUGGUUACUAAUCACUGCUGUCAAUUAUGAGCAACUGCAUCCUUAAGAAAAGAAAAACAUAAAUAAAAAUAAAAUUAAAAAACAAAA
Cricetulus griseus (Chinese hamster) is the source of this 2704-nucleotide messenger RNA. The record is from RefSeq and is a predicted model, not a curated record. Lineage: Eukaryota; Metazoa; Chordata; Mammalia; Rodentia; Cricetidae.